Messenger RNA from Camellia sinensis, 413 nucleotides. Lineage: Eukaryota; Viridiplantae; Streptophyta; Magnoliopsida; Ericales; Theaceae. The record is from RefSeq and is a predicted model, not a curated record.
UCUCUCUCUCUCUCUCUCUCUCUAUGGCGACAACACCAGCGUGUCUAGGUAGCCCUCAUCCUCUCAAUUCUCUUAUCUCGCUCUCGCAGACGCUCACAAUCUCUCUCUCUCGUAGACCGGCGUCUACAGAUCUCCCCAUUUUCUCACUCUCUAACAGUGGCGGUAACUACCCACCGAUGACAACAUCGGCGUCUCUAAAUCUCCCUCUAACAUCCAGGUGGGACUAUGGAGGUGGCGCACUUGAUCGCGCCAAGGGCAACAAAAGGAACUGGAUUCUUGUUUGGGAAGAUGGGUUUUCUGAUUUUUACAAAUGCGAAAAAGCUGGAAACGUAAAGGGAAGGUUUGGAGCUAAUGUGUUCUUUAAAAUGUCCCAUGAGGUGUACAGUUAUAGUGAAGGAAUGGUAGGGAAAUAG